Messenger RNA from Coregonus sp. 'balchen', 34655 nucleotides. The record is from the annotation of a GenBank genome assembly. NCBI's taxonomy places the organism in Eukaryota, Metazoa, Chordata, Actinopteri, Salmoniformes, Salmonidae.
AUGUAUGCGGUGAAUAGUAACACAUUAAUUUGAGUAAAACAUAUGUAAUCACCUUUGGUAGCUGUUACUAUAUGUUAAUAAUCUUAUCUCCUAAUGCUUUAGCUGUCGUGAGCUCAACCGCUCUUAGAAUUGAUUUGGGCUCUCCGAGUAAAGGUUGCCAACCUGUUCCCUCUCGCUCGCUCUCUCUCCGCAACCCCCUCACUACCUCUCCCUCCAAAUCUCUCUCCCCCCCACCCCCACCCUCUCUCCCUUCCCAACCUUUCUCCCCCACCUCCCCUCUCCCUCUCCCCCCUCUCCUUCAUCUCCUUUCCCUCGUUAGGAGUACCAGGGCUCCUCUGUGCUGGGCCAGUUUGUGACCCGCUUCAUGCUGAGGGAGACCUCCAGCCAGCUGCUCUCUCUUCAAAUGUCCCUGCAGUGUGCCAUGGAGGCCGUGGAAGAGCAGAGCAAUCCUGCACCGUAAGUCGCUAGUGCUCAACACACCUAAACACUAUGGCAGUACCAUCUUAUUACUCAAUACCCAGUCUCUGAUACACAACGGCACCUCACGACUCAACACCACGCCAGCUGCACCUCACAACUAAAAAAAAUGGCACCACCCCAUUACCAAACACUAUGGCACCACCCCACUACUAAACACUAUAGCACCACCCCACUACUAAACACUAUAGCACUACCUAACUACUAAACACUAUAGCACCACCCCACUACUAAACACUAUAGCACCACCUCACUACUAAACACUAUAGCACCACCCCACUACUGAACACUAUAGCACCACCUCACUACUGAACACUAUGGCACCACCCCACUACUAAACACUAUGGCACCACUUCACUACUAAACACUAUGGCACCACCUCACUACUAAACACUAUGGCACCACCUCACUACUAAACACUAUAUCACCACCCCACUACUAAACACUAUAGCACCACCCCACUACUAAACACUAUAGCACCACCCCACUACUAAACACUAUAGCACCACCUCACUACUAAACACUAUAGCACCACCCCACUACUAAACACUAUAGCACCACCUCACUACUAAACAUUAUGGCACCACCCCACUACUAAACACUAUAGCACCACCUCACUACUAAACACUAUGGCACCAACACACUACUAAACACUAUAGCACCACCUCACUACUAAACACUAUGGCACCACCCCACUACUAAACACUAUGGCACCACCUCACUACUAAACACUAUAGCACCACCCCACUACUAAACACUAUGGCACCACCUCACUACUAAAAACUAUAGCACCACCUCACUACUAAACACUAUAGCACCACCUCACUACUAAACACUAUAGCACCACCUCACUACUGAACACUAUGGCACCACCCCACUACUAAACACUAUAGCACCACCUCACUACUAAACACUAUAGCACCACCUCACUACUAAACACUAUAGCACUACCUAACUACUAAACACUAUAGCACCACCCCACUACUAAACACUAUGGCACCACCUCACUACUAAACACUAUGGCACCACCUCACUACUAAACACUAUAGCACCACCUCACUACUAAACACUAUGGCACCACCUCACUACUAAACACUAUGGCACCACCCCACUACUAAACACUAUAUCACCACCCCACUACUAAACACUAUAGCACCACCCCACUACUAAACACUAUAGCACCACCCCACUACUAAACACUAUAGCACCACCUCACUACUAAACACUAUAGCACCACCUCACUACUAAACACUAUGGCACCACCUCACUACUAAACACUAUAGCACUACCUAACUACUAAACACUAUAGCACCACCUCACUACUAAACACUAUGGCACCACCCCACUACUAAACACUAUAGCACCACCCCACUACUAAACACUAUAGCACUACCUAACUACUAAACACUAUAGCACCACCUCACUACUAAACACUAUAGCACCACCUCACUACUGAACACUAUGGCACCACCCCACUACUAAACACUAUAGCAACACCUCACUACUAAACACUAUAGCACCACCUCACUACUAAACACUAUGGCACCACCCCACUACUAAACACUAUAGCACCACCUCACUACUAAACACUAUGGCACCACCUCACUACUAAACACUAUGGCACCACCCCACUACUAAACACUAUAGCACCACCUCACUACUAAACACUAUAGCACCACCUCACUACUAAACACUAUAGCACCACCUCACUACUAAACACUAUAGCACUACCUAACUACUAAACACUAUAGCACCACCUCACUACUAAACACUAUAGCACUACCUAACUACUAAACACUAUAGCACCACCUCACUACUAAACACUAUAGCACCACCUCACUACUAAACACUAUAGCACCACCCCACUACUAAACACUAUAGCACUACCUAACUACUAAACACUAUAGCACCACCCCACUACUAAACACUAUAGCACCACCUCACUACUAAACACUAUGGCACCACCCCACUACUAAACACUAUAGCACGACAUCACUACUAAACACUAUGGCACCAACAAACUACUAAACACUAUAGCACCACCUCACUACUAAACACUAUAGCACCACCCCACUACUAAACACUAUGGCACCACCUCACUACUAAAAACUAUAGCACCACCUCACUACUAAACACUAUAGCACCACCUCACUACUAAACACUAUAGUACCAUCUCACUACUAAACACUAUAGCACCACCUCACUACUAAACACUAUAGCACCACCUCACUACUAAACACUAUAGCACCACCUCACUACUGAACACUAUGGCACCACCCCACUACUAAACACUAUAGCAACACCUCACUACUAAACACUAUGGCACCACCCCACUACUAAACACUAUAGCACCACCUCACUACUAAACACUAUGGCACCAACAAACUACUAAACACUAUAGCACCACCUCACUACUAAACACUAUAGCACCACCCCACUACUAAACACUAUGGCACCACCUCACUACUAAAAACUAUAGCACCACCUCACUACUAAACACUAUAGCACCACCUCACUACUAAACACUAUAGUACCAUCUCACUACUAAACACUAUAGCACCACCUCACUACUAAACACUAUAGCACCACCUCACUACUAAACACUAUAGCACCACCUCACUACUGAACACUAUGGCACCACCCCACUACUAAACACUAUAGCAACACCUCACUACUAAACACUAUAGCACCACCUCACUACUAAACACUAUAGCACUACCUAACUACUAAACACUAUAGCACCACCCCACUACUAAACACUAUGGCACCACCUCACUACUAAAUACUAUGGCACCACCUCACUACUAAACACUAUAGCACCACCUCACUACUAAACACUAUGGCACCACCCCACUACUAAACACUAUUGCACCACCUCACUACUAAACACUAUGGCACCACCUCACCACCUCACUACUAAACACUAUAGCACCACCUCACUACUAAACACUAUAGCACCACCCCACUACUAAACACUAUGGCACCACCUCACUACUAAACACUAUAGCACCACCUCACUACUAAACCACUAUAGCACCACCUCACUACUAAACACUAUAGCACCACUUCACUACUAAACACUAUGGCACCACCUCACUACUAAACACUAUAGCACCACCCCCACUACAAAACACUAUGGCACCACCUCACUACUAAACACUAUGGCACCACCUCACUACUGAACACUAUGGCACCACUUCACUACUAAACACUAUAGCACCACCCCACUACUAAACACUAUAGCACCACCUCACUACUAACACUAUAGUACCACCUCACUACUAAACACUAUAGUACCACCUCACUACUAAACACUAUAGCACCACCUCACUACUAAACACUAUGGCACCACCUCACUACUAAACACUAUAGCACCACCUCACUACUAAACACUAUGGCACCAACAAACUACUAAACACUAUAGCACCACCUCACUACUAAACACUAUAGCACCACCCCACUACUAAACACUAUGGCACCACCUCACUACUAAAAACUAUAGCACCACCUCACUACUAAACACUAUAGCACCACCUCACUACUAAACACUAUAGUACCAUCUCACUACUAAACACUAUAGCACCACCUCACUACUAAACACUAUAGCACCACCUCACUACUAAACACUAUAGCACCACCUCACUACUGAACACUAUGGCACCACCCCACUACUAAACACUAUAGCAACACCUCACUACUAAACACUAUAGCACCACCUCACUACUAAACACUAUAGCACUACCUAACUACUAAACACUAUAGCACCACCCCACUACUAAACACUAUGGCACCACCUCACUACUAAAUACUAUGGCACCACCUCACUACUAAACACUAUAGCACCACCUCACUACUAAACACUAUGGCACCACCCCACUACUAAACACUAUUGCACCACCUCACUACUAAACACUAUGGCACCACCUCACCACCUCACUACUAAACACUAUAGCACCACCUCACUACUAAACACUAUAGCACCACCCCACUACUAAACACUAUGGCACCACCUCACUACUAAACACUAUAGCACCACCUCACUACUAAACACUAUAGCACCACCUCACUACUAAACACUAUAGCACCACUUCACUACUAAACACUAUGGCACCACCUCACUACUAAACACUAUAGCACCACCCCACUACAAAACACUAUGGCACCACCUCACUACUAAACACUAUGGCACCACCUCACUACUGAACACUAUGGCACCACUUCACUACUAAACACUAUAGCACCACCCCACUACUAAACACUAUAGCACCACCUCACUACUAAACACUAUAGUACCACCUCACUACUAAACACUAUAGCACCACCUCACUACUAAACACUAUGGCACCACCUCACUACUAAACACUAUAGCACCACCUCACUACUAAACACUAUGGCACCACCCCACUACUAAACACUAUGGCACCACCUCACUACUAAACACUAUAGCACCACUUCACUACUAAACACUAUGGCACCACCUCACUACUAAACACUAUGGCACCACCUCACUACAAAACACUAUAGCACCACCUCACUACUAAACACUAUGGUACCACCCCACUACUAAACACUAUAGCACCACUUCACUACUAAACACUAUGGCACCACCUCACUACUAAACACUAUAGCACCACUUCACUACUAAACACUAUGGCACCACCUCACUACUAAACACUAUUGCACCACCUCACUACUAAACACUAUGGCACCACCUCACUACUAAACACUAUAGCACCACCUCACUACUAAACACUAUGGCACCACCUCACUACUAAACACUAUAGCACCACCUCACUACUGAACACUAUGGCACUACCUCACUACUAAACACUAUGGCACCACCCCACUACUAAACACUAUGGCACCACCUCACUACUAAACACUAUGGCACCACCUCACUACUAAACACUAUGGCACCACCUCACUACAAAACACUAUAGCACCACCUCACUACUAAACACUAUGGCACCACCUCACUACUAAACACUAUGGCACCACCUCACUACAAAACACUAUAGCACCACCUCACUACUAAACACUAUGGCACCACACCACUACUAAACACGAUAGCACCACUUCACUACUAAACACUAUAGCACCACCUCACUACUAAACACUAUAGCACUACCUAACUACUAAACACUAUAGCACCACCCCACUACUAAACACUAUGGCACCACCUCACUACUAAAUACUAUGGCACCACCUCACUACUAAACACUAUAGCACCACCUCACUACUAAACACUAUGGCACCACCCCACUACUAAACACUAUUGCACCACCUCACUACUAAACACUAUGGCACCACCUCACCACCUCACUACUAAACACUAUAGCACCACCUCACUACUAAACACUAUAGCACCACCCCACUACUAAACACUAUGGCACCACCUCACUACUAAACACUAUAGCACCACCUCACUACUAAACACUAUAGCACCACCUCACUACUAAACACUAUAGCACCACUUCACUACUAAACACUAUGGCACCACCUCACUACUAAACACUAUAGCACCACCCCACUACAAAACACUAUGGCACCACCUCACUACUAAACACUAUGGCACCACCUCACUACUGAACACUAUGGCACCACUUCACUACUAAACACUAUAGCACCACCCCACUACUAAACACUAUAGCACCACCUCACUACUAAACACUAUAGUACCACCUCACUACUAAACACUAUAGCACCACCUCACUACUAAACACUAUGGCACCACCUCACUACUAAACACUAUAGCACCACCUCACUACUAAACACUAUGGCACCAACAAACUACUAAACACUAUAGCACCACCUCACUACUAAACACUAUAGCACCACCCCACUACUAAACACUAUGGCACCACCUCACUACUAAAAACUAUAGCACCACCUCACUACUAAACACUAUAGCACCACCUCACUACUAAACACUAUAGUACCAUCUCACUACUAAACACUAUAGCACCACCUCACUACUAAACACUAUAGCACCACCUCACUACUAAACACUAUAGCACCACCUCACUACUGAACACUAUGGCACCACCCCACUACUAAACACUAUAGCAACACCUCACUACUAAACACUAUAGCACCACCUCACUACUAAACACUAUAGCACUACCUAACUACUAAACACUAUAGCACCACCCCACUACUAAACACUAUGGCACCACCUCACUACUAAAUACUAUGGCACCACCUCACUACUAAACACUAUAGCACCACCUCACUACUAAACACUAUGGCACCACCCCACUACUAAACACUAUUGCACCACCUCACUACUAAACACUAUGGCACCACCUCACCACCUCACUACUAAACACUAUAGCACCACCUCACUACUAAACACUAUAGCACCACCCCACUACUAAACACUAUGGCACCACCUCACUACUAAACACUAUAGCACCACCUCACUACUAAACACUAUAGCACCACCUCACUACUAAACACUAUAGCACCACUUCACUACAAAACACUAUGGCACCACCUCACUACUAAACACUAUAGCACCACCCCACUACAAAACACUAUGGCACCACCUCACUACUAAACACUAUGGCACCACCUCACUACUGAACACUAUGGCACCACUUCACUACUAAACACUAUAGCACCACCCCACUACUAAACACUAUAGCACCACCUCACUACUAAACACUAUAGUACCACCUCACUACUAAACACUAUAGCACCACCUCACUACUAAACACUAUGGCACCACCUCACUACUAAACACUAUAGCACCACCUCACUACUAAACACUAUGGCACCACCCCACUACUAAACACUAUGGCACCACCUCACUACUAAACACUAUAGCACCACUUCACUACUAAACACUAUGGCACCACCUCACUACUAAACACUAUGGCACCACCUCACUACAAAACACUAUAGCACCACCUCACUACUAAACACUAUGGUACCACCCCACUACUAAACACUAUAGCACCACUUCACUACUAAACACUAUGGCACCACCUCACUACUAAACACUAUAGCACCACUUCACUACUAAACACUAUGGCACCACCUCACUACUAAACACUAUUGCACCACCUCACUACUAAACACUAUGGCACCACCUCACUACUAAACACUAUAGCACCACCUCACUACUAAACACUAUGGCACCACCUCACUACUAAACACUAUAGCACCACCUCACUACUGAACACUAUGGCACUACCUCACUACUAAACACUAUGGCACCACCCCACUACUAAACACUAUGGCACCACCUCACUACUAAACACUAUGGCACCACCUCACUACUAAACACUAUGGCACCACCUCACUACAAAACACUAUAGCACCACCUCACUACUAAACACUAUGGCACCACCUCACUACUAAACACUAUGGCACCACCUCACUACAAAACACUAUAGCACCACCUCACUACUAAACACUAUGGCACCACACCACUACUAAACACGAUAGCACCACUUCACUACUAAACACUAUGGCACCACCUCACUACUAAACACUAUGGCACCACCUCACUACUAAACACUAUAGCACCACCUCACUACUAAACACUAUAGCACCACUUCACUACUAAACACUAUAGCACCACCUCACUACUAAACACUAUGGCACCACCCUACUACUAAACACUAUAGUACCAUCUCACUACUGAACACUAUGGCACCACCUCACUACUAAACACUAUGGCACCACCUCACUACUAAACACUAUGGCACCACCUCACUACUAAACACUAUAGCACCACCUCACUACUAAACACUAUAGCACCACCUCACUACUAAACACUAUAGCACCACCUCACUACUAAACACUAUAGUACCACCUCACUACUGAAACACUAAGCCUACCUAACUACUAAACACUAUUGCAACCACCCCACUACUCAACACUAUAUCACCACCCACCACUACUAAACACUAUAGCACCACCUCACUACUUACAACACUAUAGCCACCACCCCACUACUAAACACUAUGUACCAUCUCACUACUGAACACUAUGGCACCACCUCACUACUAACACUAGCACCACCUCCACUACUUAAACACUAUAGUACCAUCUCACUACUGAACCACUAUAUCAACCACCCCACUACUAAACACUAUAGCACCACCUCACUACUAAACACUAUAGCACCACUCAACUACUAAAACGACCUAUAGCACCAAAUAGCCCACCCACUAUAACACUAUAGCACCACCCCCACUACUAGAACACUAUAGCACCACUCACUACUAAACACUAUAGCACCCACCUCACUAUAACACACUAUAGCACCACCUCACUACUCAAAACACUAUAGCACCCACCUCACUACUAAACACUAUAGCACCACCUCACUACUAAACACUAUAGCACCACCUCACUACUAAACACUAUAGCACCACCUCACUACUAAACACUAUAGCACCACCUCACUACUGAACACUAUGGCACCACCUCACUACUAAACACUAUAGCACCACCUCACUACUAAACACUAUAGCACCACCUCACUACUAAACACUAUAGCACCACCUCACUACUAAACACUAUGGCACCACCUCACUACUAAACACUAUAGCACCACCUCACUACUAAACACUAUAGCACCACCUCACUACUAAACACUAUAGCACUACCUAACUACUAAACACUAUGGCACCACCUCACUACUAAACACUAUGGCACCACCUCACUACUAAACACUAUGGCACCACCUCACUACUAAACACUAUGGCACCACCUCACUACUAAACACUAUAGCACCACCUCACUACUAAACACUAUAGCACCACCUCACUACUAAACACUAUAGCACCACCUCACUACUGAACACUAUGGUACCACCUCACUACUGAACACUAUAGUACCAUCUCACUACUGAACACUAUAGUACCAUCUCACUACUGAACACUAUGGCACCACCUCACUACUAAACACUAUAGCACCACCUCACUACUAAACACUAUAGCACCACCUCACUACUAAACACUAUAGCACCACCCCACUACUAAACACUAUAGCACCACCUCACUACUAAACACUAUAGCACCACCCCACUACUAAACACUAUAGCACUACCUAACUACUAAACACUAUAGCACCACCUCACUACUAAACACUAUAGCACCACCUCACUACUAAACACUAUAGCACCACUUCACUACUAAACACUAUGGCACCACCUCACUACUAAACACUAUGGCACCACCUCACUACUAAACACUAUAGCACCACCUCACUACUAAACACUAUAGUACCAUCUCACUACUAAAGUCUAUGGCACCAUCUCACUACUCAACACCAUUCCAGCCACCACGUUACUACUCAACAACACUAUUCUCAAAUACACUACAGUACUGAACCCCAGCACCUCAGUACUGAACAUCAGAGCCUCCCUACCCACGUACAUGGCAGUAAUAAACAGAUGCUUCUCAGUAGGGGUGUCAUGCACCCAUUAUUUUAGAUUGGGGCAUGAAGUACGUGAGGAUGGAGGGGGGGUGGGCUGUCCCACCUCCGGAAGUGAGAGAAGUUAGCAUUUUUCAAACACCUGAAAAAGCUUUCCUGCAAUCUAGAGCCAUAUAUUUUUCUGCAUAGGUUUAUAUAAGCAUACCUCUUCACCUGUUCAAUUGUCAUUUCAAUUAAUGAUGCACAAUUGAUUCUGUAAGAACUUGUAUGCCUUAGGAGUUAAGUACAACUGCCACACUGGUAUAUAAACGUCCUCUCACUGUCAACUGCAUUUAUUUUCAGCAAACUUAACAUGUGUAAAUAUUUGUAUGAACAUAACAAGAUUCAACAACUGAGACAUAAACUGACAAAGUUCCACAGACACGUGACUAACAGAAAUUGAAUAAUGUGUCCCUGAACAAAGGGGGGGUCAAAAUCAAAAUUUAACAGUCAGUAUCUGGUGUGGCCACCAGCUGCAUUAAGUACUGCAGUGCAUCUCCUCCUCAUGGACUGCACCAGAUUUGCCAAUUCUUGCUGUGAGAUGUUACCCCACUCUUCCACCAAGGCACCUGCAAGUUCCCAGACAUUUCUGGGGGGAAUGGCCCUAGCCCUCACCCUCCGAUCCAACAGGUCCCAGACGUGCUCAAUGGGAUUGAGAUCCGGGCUCUUCGCUGGCCAUGGCAGAACACCGACAUUCCUUACUUGCAUGAAAAAAAAAGCACAGAAUGGCUGGUGGCAUUGGCAUGCUGGCAUCCCUGUAACGCACAGCGUUGAGAUUGCCUGCAAUGACAACAAGCUCAGUCCGAUGAUGCUGUGACACACCGCCCCAGACCAUGACGGACCCACCACCUCCAAAUCGAUCCUGCUCCAGAGUACAGGCCUCGGUGUAACACUCAUUCCUUCGACGAUAAAUGCGAAUCUGACCAUCACCCCUGGUGAGACAAAACCACGACUCGUCAGUGAAGAGCACUUUUUGCCAGUCCUGUCUGGUCCAGCGACGGUGGGUUUGUGCCCAUAGGCGACUUUGUUGCCGGUGAUGUCUGGUGAGGACCUGCCUUACGACAGGCCUACAAGCCCUCAGUCCAGCCUCUCUCAGCCUAUUGCGGACAGUCUGAGCACUGAUGGAGGGAUUGUGCGUUCCUGUUGUAACUCGGGCAGUUGUUGUUGCCAUCCUGUACCUGUCCCGCAGGUGUGAUGUUCGGAUGUACCGAUCCUGUGCAGGUGUUGUUACACGUGGUCUGCCACUGCGAGGACGAUCAGCUGUCCGUCCUGUCUCCCUGUAGCGCUGUCUUAGGCGUCUCACAGUAUGGACAUUGCAAUUUAUUGCCCUGGCCACAUCUGCAGUCCUCAUGCCUCCUUGCAGCAUGCCUAAGGCACGUUAACGCAGAUGAGCAGGGACCCUGCGCAUCUUUCUUUUGGUGUUUUUCAGAGUCAGUAGAAAGGCGUCUUUAGUGUCCUAAGUUUUCAUAACUCUGACCUUAAUUGCCCACCGUCUAUAAGCUGUUAGUGUCUUAACGACCGUUCCACAGGUACAUGUUCAUUAAUUGUUUAUGGUUCAUUGAACAAGCAUGGGAAACAGUGUUUAAACCCUUUACAAUGAAGAUAUGUGAAGUUAUUUGGAAUUUUACGAAUUAUCUUUGAAAGGCAGUUUCUUUUUUUGCUGAGUUUAGUAUUUUCUAAAGUCUAGCAACCUUUCCAGCAGGCAUGCUAGCUAAGAUUGUUAGACAAGUUACUCUAUCUUGAUUGAUAGCUAGUUAUGAGUUUGGGAGAUUUGGAACCUAUCUAGCUGGCUAGCUAAAGUCAACUUCAUAAAAUUGCUAGGUAGCUAGUAUUACAGAGAAACAACAAAACAUUUUGGUUUUAUUUAUUCAUCUAGAAGGAAUCAAUAGGCUACAUACUGUUGCUUGAUCAAAUUAAUUUGCAAACAUACUUCCUCCGAGUCCUGCCCAUCACCGGCAGCUAAAAUCAAAUCAAACACUGUGUGUCACUCGACAUUCUCUCUCCUCCUCCACUGACGAUACUGUCUGCACACACUAGAGUAUCUAACAUCCUGCCUAGUAUAUCUUUGCUCCGUGGUGUACCUUGGAAGGAACCACUUACUUCUCAGUCUGCAGAAAAAAAGCUAUUAUACACAACAUCCUGUGAACUGAUGUGAGAGGGUGUCAUUUAACGGUGUUCUCUAAAACAUGUCAUGAACAUUUGCUGUGUAAUGGGUACUUCUGGAUGGAUUAUAUUGGUGGAUAGUGCAGUAAUUAAUAUACUACAACUUUAUUUUUGCUUCAUGAAUGCAUCAGGACACUCUAGUCAAAUACGCAUAAAUUGGGGUAAUUAAAUGCAUCAUCAUUUCAUGCUGUCCGCUCUAUUGUUUAAGUGGACCUAUUCAUUUGUCCAGCUUGGAGCACUCCGAUUAGGAUGGUUAAACAUUGACACAGAUAGCCAGUGACAGAUAGCAACGUGCAGAGCCUUUGCACCCCAAAUGGCACCUUAUUCCCUACAUAGUGCACUACUUUUGACUGGAGCCCAAUGGGCACUAUGUACAGUAGAGAAUAGGGUGCCAUUUGGGAAGCAGACUCUGAGCAGCCCUGUAGUGUGGAGUCCACUGUGGUGCUCCUCCGGGUGCCAGCACAUCGUUUAUUGGCCAUAAUGAUGUGAUUUGUGGGGGAUGAGUCACAGAAGGAGAGCAAGAGGGGGGAGAGAGACUAGGGAGAGGGGGGGAGGGAGAUACAGAGAAAGGAUGAGAGAGAGACGGAGAGGAAGAGGGAGGAGAGAGACUAGGGAGAGGGGGGAGGGAGAUACAGAGAAAGGAUGAGAGAGAGAGACGGAGAGGAAGAGGGGGGGGAGAGAGACUAGGGAGAGGGGGCGAGGGAGAUACAGAGAAAGGAUGAGAGAGAGAUGAGAGGAAGAGGGAGAGAGAGACUAGGGAGAGGGGGGAGGGAGAUACAGAGAAAGGAUGAGAGAGAGACGGAGAGGAAGAGGGGGGAGAGAGAGACUAGGGAGAGGGGGGAGGGAGAUACAGAGAAAGGAUGAGAGAGAGACGGAGAGGAAGAGGGGGAGAGAGAGACUAGGGAGAGGGGGGAGGGAGAUACAGAGAAAGGAUGAGAGAGAGACGGAGAGGAAGAGGGGGGAGAGAGCGAUUGAGAAAGACACAUAGAGGGAGAGAUAAAGAGGGAGGGGGUUCAGAGGGAGAAUGGGUCACUGAGAUGGACAAAAACAGAUAGAUGGGGUUGUGGAUGUAGGGGAGGUAGACACACACACAGAUACAGAGAGAGACACAUACACAUAUACACACACACUCCUAAUACAGCCUGAUACUGUGUCCUCCUUUCUGUUUAAUCUGCGGUAGUCUUCUACGUGCUGCAGUGCCCUUUGGGGCUUCUACCUUGCCCAGCAGGAGAACUGUCCCAGUCAUACACUCCCUUGGCUCUGGGGAGAGGUAAUCAGUCUUAACCUGGAGAAAACAGCAGCUCUCCAUCCAUCUACUCUGUCACACACAAACACAAACAGAGGCACAAAGACUCAACCAGACUCAGAUGCGCACACACACGCACUUCAUCUUUGAUUUUGAAGUGUUAGGGCCACCCCUGAGCAGUCGAUGCCAUGUCCUACACUUCCAAGGGCUAAUUACAAUGUUGGGCUUGUUAUUUGGAACCAUCCACAAAAUGGCUUCCUUCUUUGACCGGCGCCAUCCUUGCUUUCCUCACCGCCUCUGACAGUUACACCUUUAUUUUUUACUUUUAUUCCUCCUCUGUUUCUCAUUCUGUCUGUUUUCAGGAGAGAGGUGAAGGUGGCGGAGCAUCCCUCUGUGCAGAGCAACAGCAGACGAUGUGGUCGCAAGGUUCAGAAGAACAUGUGCCUCUCCCCCACCCACCCCUACUCAGGCAUCCUCACUACAGGUAAUACCAAUGCUAGUGUAACCGGUGGGAAAUGGCUAGCUAGUUAGCGGUGCGAGCUAGUGGCAUUUCAAUUGGUGAUGUCACUCGCUCAGACAUUGUAGUUGUUUCCCUUGCAGAGGCUUUUGUGUAGCGAUAGGUAACGAUGCUUCGUGGGAGGCAGUUGAUGUGUUCAGAGGGUCCCUGGUUCGAGCCCAGGUUGGGGCAAGGAGAGGGACGGAAGCAAGACUGUGACAUUAAUAAUGUUAACCAGGAUCACUCUUAGAACUAAUUGAAUAGGAUCUCUGUGGGUGUUGGUGCGUGUGUUUCUCUAGGAGUGACCAUGGAGACUGAUGACCACUGGUGCUCCCAGAUCAACAGGCUCCAGCUGCUAUUGGACAAGCUGGAGUGGCAGGUAUUGAACUGUCGCGCCUUUACAUCUUGCUCUAUUGCUCCGUGCUGCUCAUUCCUUUCCCAUAUCUCCCUCUAUCUUUGUCUCUCUCUCACUCACUCACUCACACACACUCUCUCUCUCUCUCUCUCUCUCUCUCUCUCUCUCUCUCUCUCUCUCUCUCUCUCUCUCUCUCUCUCUCUCUCUCUCUCAAUUCAAUUCAAUUCAAUUUGCUUUAUUGGCAUGACGUAACAAUGUACAUAUUGCCAAAGCUUACUUUGGAUAUUUACACUAUUAACAUAAUUAAAAUAAUAAUAAUCAAUAUUGUCAACGGGACAACAGUAACAACAAUAACCAAGGGUCAAAAUAACCAUUGAACAAUAACAAUAUAGAGGACAGGUUGGUUGGUUGGUCUGUCAGACACUGUCCCUCAUCUUAUGGCAGGCAGCAAUGUAGCGCGCUGCCAACCCACAGCUCUCUGCGUCCUCCCCCAACAGGACAGGUAGCCUAUUCUCAUCAGAGAGGUCUUUGAAACCUUGAAAAACUGUUUCAAAUUUGGGGAAAUGACCCUCUCUAAUUGUUCUAUAUUUUUGACAUUUUGUCAGGAAAUGCAGCUCUGUCUCAGGUUCUGCUGUGGUGCAGUGGUUGCACAGCCUUCCUCUACAGGGAGCCAGGUUUUCCUGUGUCUACCCUUCUCAAUGGAAAGGCUGUGCUCACUGAGCCUGUACUUUGUCAAGGUUUUUCUAAGGUUUUGAUCAGUAACCAUGGUCAAAUAGUUAGCCACGGCGUACUGUCGAUUUAGGGCAAGAUAGCACUGCAUUUUACUUUGUGCUUGUGCUUGUGUUUCCCAAUAAACAAUGUAGUUUUGUUUUGACUGUGUUGUAAUUUGGUUUAUUCUGAUUGAUUGGAUGUUCUGGUCCUGAGGCUUCAGUGUUUUAGUAGAACAGGUUUGUGAACUCAGCCCCAGGACCAGCUGGAUGAGGGGACUGUUUUCUUUGCUCAGCUCCUGGCAUUGCAGGGCUUGAUAAUGAUAUGAGAGGGGGUCACUGUAUUUUAGUUUCCAAAAUGUAAUUGCUAUUUUUUAUUUUUUUAUUAUUAGAGGAUAUUGGCCUAAUUCUGCCCUGCAUGCAUUGUUUGUAGUUUUCCUCUGGACAUGUAGGAGAAUCUUACAGAACUCUGCAUGCAGGGUUUCAGUGGGGUGUUUGUCCCAUUUGGUGAAAUCUUGUUUUGCAAGUGGACCCACACCUCGCUGCCAUAAAGUGCAAUUGGUUCAAUGACACAUUCAAUUCGUUUUAGCCAAAUUUGAAUAGGUAUUUCAAAUUGAUUUUGUUUUUUAAUGGCGUAGAAUGCCCUUCGUGCUUUCUCUCUCAGUUCAUUCACUGCAUCAUUAAGGUGUCCAGUUGAGCUUAUUUUUAAACCUAAGUAAUUCUAGUGUGUGCAGUACUCUAUAUAUUUUGUACCAAUUGAGAACUUUGGUCUAAUUCCCUGAGAUCUGGAUCUUCUCUGGAAAAUCAUAAUUUUUGUCUCUUUGGGGUUUACUGCCAGUGCCCAUGUCUGGCAGUACUGCUCUAGCAGGUCCAGGCUCUGCUGUAGGCCAUGUGCUGUGGGUGACACCAGGCAUAGGUCAUCUGGGAAGAGCAGGCAUUUAACCUCUGAAUUGUGGAGACUAACACAAGGGGCUGGGGAUUUUUCUAGAAUAGUGGCCAAUUCGUUGAUGUAAAUAUGGAAGAGUGCAGGGCUCAGAUUGCAACCCUGGCGAAGGCCCUGCCCCUGGUUAAAGAAUUCUGUUAUUUUCUUGCUAAUUUUGAUGCUGCACGUAUUGCCAGUAUACAUUGAUUUAAUUAUGUCAUAUGUUUUACCCCCUACACCACUUUCAAUAACUUUGUAGAACAGUCCUGUAUGCCAAAUAGAAUCAAAUGCUUUUUGGAAGUCGAUAAAGCAAGCGUACAUUUUGGUAUUAUUUUGGUGGACAUGUUUAUCUAUCAGGGUGUGUAGGGUGUAAAUAUGAUCGGUCGUGCGAUGUUUUGGUAUAAAUCCAAUUUGGCUUUUACUCAAGACAUUGUGCUUAUUAAGGAAGUUUAGAACAUGUAUAAUACUACAGAAAAUCUUCCCCAGGUUACUGUUCACACAAAUGCCUCUGUAAUUGUUAAGGUCAAAUUUGUCUCCGUUCAUAAAGAUUGGGGUUAUGAGUCCUUGAUUCCAGAUGUCAGGGAAAUAACCUACACUCAGGAUCAAAUUAAACUGUUUUAAUAUAACCAAAUUUACAUUUUGCACUAGUGAAUUUGAGCAUCUCAUUUAGGAUGCCAUCAGGUCCGCAUGCUUUUUUAAAUUUGAGGGCCUGAAGUUUCUUAUAGAGCUCCUGGUCAGUUACUCGGGAGUCCAAUGGAUUUUGAUUGUCCUUUAUAGCUUUUUCUAAUCCAUUCAACUUCUCAUGAAUUUGGCAUUGUUCUGCGUUUGUGUCAAUUUUAACAGUGUUGUAGAGUGUUUUAAUCUGGGUUGUCAAUAUGUCACCAUUUUGUAUUGCUAAUUCCUCUUGUUUAGAUUUGUUUAGUUUUUUCAAAUUUUACCAGAAGUUGUUUGUGUUUAGGGACUCCUCAAUUAGUGUCAGCUGCUUGCUGUUGUACUGUGCUUUUUUGGUUCUGAGUGUACGUUUAUAAAGUCUUAAAGUCUCACGGUAAUGAAGGCGUAAUUCACCAUUAUUUGGAUCUCUGUGCUUUUGGUUUGAUAGUGUUCAAAGUUUUUUCCUUAUAAUUUUACAAUCUUCAUCAAACCAGUUGUCAUCUGUGGUCUGUUUAGUUUUUUAUAAAUUUCAGUUGUGCUUCUUUUGCCAUUGCCUGAAUAUAUAGUUUAUGUUUUUUACUGCUAGAUUGAUGCCUUCUUUACUGUGAGUGAAUGUGGUAUCCAGCAAGAGUGUUUGAAUAUUUUGGCUACUGGUUGCUUUCUGGUAUUCUUCUGUGCUGUUUUGGGCCCAUUAAUUUCUGAUGUUGUAUAGCUUACUGGGCUGUGAAUGUGUGGCUGUUUCCAUGUCUGUUCUUUUGAGGAACAACAUAAUUUGGCUGUGAUCAGAUAGAGGUGUUAGUGGCUUGACGGUGAAUGAGCUGAGAGAGAAAGGGUCAAUGUCUGUAAUCAUAUAGUCUACUGUGCUGUGGCCAAGAGGUGAGCAAUAGGUGAAUCUCCCCAAAUAGUCCCCCGUAACCUACCAUUGACAAAGUACAAACCCAGGCUUCGACAGAGCUGCAACAGAUCCCUUCCGUUUUUGUUGAUGGUGCUGUCACUGUUGUUUCUAUGGGGAGAUUAAGACAGUUAGGAACAGUAUGGCCUGUAAUAAAGCUGUCUCCUUGUGUGGUCGUUAGAUCAGGUAGUGUUCCUGUGUGCACAUUUGUGUCCCCACAGAUGAGCACAUUUCCCUGGGCCUGGAAAUGGCACGUCUCUUCCUCAAGGCUGGGGAAUAUCUCCUCUGAGUUAUAUGGGGAUCCUGAGGGGGGGAUAUACACUGCUCAAAAAAAUAAAGGGAACACUAAAAUAACACAUCCUAGAUCUGAAUGAAUGAAAUAAUCUUAUUAAAUACUUUUUUCUUUACAUAGUUGAAUGUGCUGACAACAAAAUCACACAAAAAUUAUCAAUGGAAAUCAAAUUUAUCAACCCAUGGAUGUCUGGAUUUGGAGUCACCCUCAAAAUUAAAGUGGAAAACCACACUACAGGCUGAUCCAACUUUGAUGUAAUGUCCUUAAAACAAGUCAAAAUGAGGCUCAGUAGUGUGUGUGGCCUCCACGUACCUGUAUGACCUCCCUACAACGCCUGGGCAUGCUCCUGAUGAGGUGGCGGAUGGUCUCCUGAGGGAUCUCCUCCCAGACCUGGACUAAAGCAUCCGCCAACUCCUGGUCAGUCUGUGGUGCAACGUGGCGUUGGUGGAUGGAGCGAGACAUGAUGUCCCAGAUGUGCUCAAUUGGAUUCAGGUCUGGGGAACGGGCGGGCCAGUCCAUAGCAUCAAUGCCUUCCUCUUGCAGGAACUGCUGACACACUCCAGCCACAUGAGGUCUAGCAUUGUCUUGCAUUAGGAGGAACCCAGGGCCAACUUCACCAGCAUAUGGUCUCACAAGGGGUCUGUGGAUCUCAUCUCGGUACCUAAUGGCAGUCAGGCUACCUCUGGCGAGCACAUGGAGGGCUGUGCGGCCCCCCAAAGAAAUGCCACCCCACACCAUGACUGACCCACCGCCAAACCGGUCAUGCUGGAGGAUGUUGCAGGCAGCAGAACGUUCUCCACGGCGUCUCCCUACUCUGUCACGUCUGUCACAUGUGCUCAGUGUGAACCUGCCUUCAUGUGAAGAGCACAGGGCGCCAGUGGCGAAUUUGCCAAUCUUGGUGUUCUCUGGCAAAUGCCAAACGUCCUGCACGGGCCCUCAUACCACCCUCAUGGAGUCUGUUUCUGACCGUUUGAGCAGACACAUGCACAUUUGUGGUCUGCUGGAGGUCAUUUUGCAGGGCUCUGGCAGUGCUCCUCCUGCUCCUCCUUGCACAAAGGCGGAGGUAGCAGUCCUGCUGCUGGGUUGUUGCCCUCUUACGGCCUCCUCCACGUCUCCUGAUGUACUGGCCUGUCUCCUGGUAGUGCCUCCAUGCUCUGGACACUACGCUGACAGACACAGCAAACCUUCUUGCCACAGCUCGCAUUGAUGUGCCAUCCUGGAUGAGCUGCACUACCUGAGCCACUUGUGUGGGUUGUAGACUCCGUCUCAUGCUACCACUAGAGUGAAAGCACCGCCAGCAUUCAAAAGUGACCAAAACAUCAGCCAGGAAGCAUAGGAACUGAGAAGUGGUCUGUGGUCACCAACUGCAAAACCAGUCCUUUAUUGGGGGUGUCUUGCUAAUUGCCUAUAAUUUCCACCUGUUGUCUAUUCCAUUUGCACAACAGCAUGUGAAAUUUAUUGUCAAUCAGUGUUGCUUCCUAAGUGGACAGUUUGAUUUCACAGAAGUGUGAUUGACUUGGAGUUACAUUGUGUUGUUUAAGUGUUCCCUUUAUUUUUUUGAGCAGUGUAUAUUGCACUAAGGAACACAUAUUUUUCUGUCUCUCUCUCUCACUCUCUUUCUCUCUCUCUCUCUCUCUCUCUCUCUCUCUCUCUCUCUCUCUCUCACACACUUUCUCACUUUCUCUCUCUCUCUCCUCUCCUCUCUUCUCUCACUUACCCUUUCUCACUUUCACACUUUCUCUCUCUCUCUCUCUUUCUCACUUUCUCUCUCCUUCUCUCUCACUUUCUUUCUCACUUUCUCUCUCUCUCUCUCACUUUCUUUCUCACUUUCUCUCUCACUUUCUCUCUCUCACUUUCUCUCUCUCACUUUCUCUCUCUCUAAUUUUCUCUCUCUCUCUCACACUUUCUCUCUCUCUCUAUCUCUCUCUCUCUCUCUUUCUCGCUCACAUUCUGCCUGUCGGUCUGCCUGUCUGUCUGCCUGUCUGUCUGCCUGUCUGUCUAUCUGUCUGCCUGCUUGCCUAUCUGCCUGUCUGCCUGUCUGUCUGCUAGCCAGUCAGUAUCUCACUCUCUCUGUCUCUUUCUAGUUUGUCAAUCCAGAGGGACCUAUACUGCAAUAUCAGAGCAAUUCAUAACCUGCAGCAUGUACUGUAGUGCACUGUAAUUUCAUAUGAUAGCUUAUUGCUCUAUGUCUCAUGGUUGGAUAGAAAUAGAGGGUUGCCAGUGUACUGGCAGCGGUUGGAAAUUAACUCUAGUCAGAAUGUGUGUCAAUGAUACAAUGUAUUGGAUAAUUAUAUUAUAUACCUGCAGGAGAUAAUUAUAUUCUAGUCAGACCUGGGUUCAAGUAGUAUUUGUUUUCUUUUGAGCCACAUGGUUGUGGUUUACACUUUUGGGACUAUUCCAUUCCAUUGGUCAGGAAAGCUCAGUCAAGACAGAGCUAAAGUAUUUGAAAGAAAGAAAACAUACUUUUUGAACCCGGGUCUAAUUCAAGUCCUAGUCAAUGUGAGUUUGAGCUUUUCCCAUUAUAACUAGGUUUUCAACUGUCUUUUUCAGGGUCCAAAGUUGGAACCCCUGAAAGAAGAUACGCUGGCCAGUACAUACAAAUCUGUGAGUGAUGAUUGUUGUUACUCUAAAUUCGAUUCAGUUCAAUGCAACUUUAUUAAUACCCUCAGGGGCAACUUAGGCCAGUCAUUGGACAGUUAUCCAAUAAAAGUACACUAAAAGUUUUUGUUAAUCUUUUUAAGUUUCCACACACAUCCCAUUUCUGUACAGUGAGUACUACAGUGUCACUUUGUUUUUGUUUUACAAAGCGGACCGCACAUGACGCAAUCCAAAUUAAUUCACAUUAGCAUCCGCCCCUGGGUGACUGUAAGCAGAACACCUCCAAUUUUUCACAGGAGCCCUUUAGAUUGAUCAUUCACACAUUGAGUUUCUCCUCACAGGCACAAAGAAAACACUCCCCUAUCUGCUCCUAAAACCUGUAUCUGUACUUUACCAGACCAUUGUUUUGCCUAUAGCCCAGGUACAGUAGCUUAGAGGAGAGUUUGAUGUAAUCUCUCAAACACCUUACUGUUCCUGUGUUUCUUGCACUCGUCUUUUCUUACUUGCCGAUAUCUGCUUUUUUAAAAGAAAGUUUUACUUGAGAUAACUGAUAUGUGGUUGUCUUACCUACCUUAGUUGAAUGCCCUGACUGUAAAGCCUAAGUUAUACCUUAUGUACAUAAGCAAGGCAACAACUAAAUUAGCUACCUAAAAUGACAAUCGCGCAUACUUGCUUUGAGGUCGCCAUUUUUCGUAGCUAAUUGUAGUUCUUGCGUGGCGUACGUACGUGAGUAUUAAUUAGGCUUAAGUCGCUCUGGAUAGGAGCCUCUGCUAAAUGACCGAAAUUGAAAUGUUGUGUUUCCUUGUGGUCUCCGUGCCAACAGAACAUCCUGCUGGUGCAGACACAGAUGUCGGCGACAGAGGAGGACCUCGAGGAGUUCCAGAAGGUGCUCAAGAGCUAUGUGGACGCCACGUCCAACCACAGCGACAACUUGCAGUGAGUCAAAUCAAACAAUCAAACUUAUUUUAUGAAUCCCUUUUUUUACAUCAGUGCGAAGUGCAUUACAGUUACCCGGCUUAGACCCCAAAGCACAGUGGCUUGGCACAGGGCAAUGCAGGGCACGUGACUCGCCACCAAUUGAUUCACGUGACCUGGCCAGAAAAACAUGAACUAAGGCCAAGAGUUUUUCCUGGUCAGAUCACGUUGGCAGGAAAAGCCUAUUCCUAGAUUAUAGAAAAUGUCUCACCAAUGGGAUUGUUCUAUUUGAUCCCAACUAUGGCAUGCAUAAUACUUUCCAAAAGUUCCUAAGAAUUAGUGACAUUUUCAUAGGGAACAUCGAUUGAUCCAUUAAAAGACAUAAUAAUGAAUUUGUGCCAUAAGUGCCCAUUUAAUGCAAAUUAUAUCUAAUUGCUUUGGCCUGAUUGACUGACUGGGUCAGAUGCUAACUUCAACUCUCUUGCGCUCUUUCUUUCUCUCUCUCACUCUUUCUCUCGCUCUUUCUCUCGCUUUCUCUCUCUUUCACACUCUCUCUUUCUAUCUCUUUCUCUCUCUCUCUCUCUCUCUCUCUCUCUCUCUCUCUCUCUCUCUCUCUCUCUCUCUCUCUCUCUCUCUCUCUCUCUCUCUCUCUCUCGCGCGCUCUCUCUCUCUCUCUCUCUCUCUCUCUCUCUCUCGCUCUCUCAGUGUGUCUAUCCAGAAGCUCCCAGGGAAGUCGUGCUACAUAAUGUAUGAGUUUUGGCAGGAUCAUAUCUCCCGGAUGAGGUGGGUCUGCUGGGUGUGUGUGUGAGACGCUGGCAGGCUGCUCAUCUCUCUGAUGGAAGCGCUCUCCUCCACUGAUGAUGAGCAGAUGGCCCAUCUCUCAUAUCAUGACACACACUCACGCAUACACCAAUAUAUACAGUAUGUCAUCUGCAGUAUAGAUCAAACUCUGAUACAGUAAUAUGUGUUAUGUGUUGAAUGUCUUUGCAUUCAAUAGUAUGUACAUUCUAAUUUUCUUAUAAAUUGAUGUGCAUAUCUUCAGUGCAAAGUCUUAUUAUGUAAUGUCGUUUACUAACCAAGCCGUUCCCCUAUUGAAUAUUGUUAAUAAGGAUGAUUGUCUUACUGUAAUGUCAAGUCUAUUGCUGGUUGCUGUGUUCCUGUCCUCCCUAGCUACCUGCAGUCCGAUGCCAGUAAGAAUUUCCAGCGCUGUGUCAUUGAUACGUUGGAGGAUUCCGAGCUUGUUUCUACUACCAUGCUGCUCCCAGGUAAACUCAUGUGUGUGUGUGUGCGUGUGUGUUUGUUUGUGUCCAUUUCGAUACCUAUCUGUAUUUACAGCAUCACUUGUGUUUUCCUGCAAAUGUUUUCACAUUAUUGCUCAACAAAAGAGCCCAAACAUACACAAUAACAUGUCCUAAGGCAAGUACAUCAUUUCACACUGGUCUUUGAGCGAUUACAGUGGCUUAAGAAAAAAGUUACAAUUUGGAGAUAGGCGUUGUUAAGCCAUCCUUUGGGAACAAGACAUACCCCCUAUGGUGGUGUUCCACUCAUGGCAGGGUUCCCAGAAUUUGGCCCCCGUGUGAUUUUGUUUGCCCCCACCACUGACAUAAGACUGUAAAAACACCAGCAAAUCAGCUCCAAGUGAUUUUAAUUUUAGAAAUCUGUUCCAAAGUGUUCCCACACAUAAUAGAGAGAUAUACACUGAGUGUACAAAACAUUAGGAACACCUGCUCUUUCCAUGACAUAGACUGACCAGGUGAAUCCAGGUGAAGGCUAUGAUCCCUUAUUGGUGUCACUUGUUAAAUUGUGGUCCUCUGUAGCUCAGCUGGUAGAGCACGGUGCUUGUAACGCCAAGGUAGUGGGUUCGAUCCCCGGGACCACCCAUACACAAAAAAAAAAAUGUAUGCACGCAUGACUGUAAGUCGCUUUGGAUAAAAGCGUCUGCUAAAUGGCAUAUUAUAUUAUUAUUAAAUCCACUUCAAUCAGUGUAGAGGAAGGGGAGGAGACAGGUUAAAGAAGGAUUUUUAAGCCUUGAGACAUGGAUUGUGUAUUUGUGCCAUUCAGAGGGUGAAUCGGCAAGACAAAAGAUUUAAGGGCCUUUGAACAGGGUAUGGUAGUAGGUGCCAAGUGAAUCGGUUUGUUUCAAGAACUGCAACGCUGCUGGGUUUUUCACGCUUAACGGUUUCCCUUGUGUAUCAAGAAUGGUCCACCACCCAAAGGACAUCCAGCCAACUUGACACAAUUGUGGGAAGCAUUGGAGUCAACAUGGGCCAGCAUCCCUGUGGAAUGCUUUCAACAUCUUGUAGAGUCCAUGCCCCGACAAAUUGAGGCUGUUCUGAGGGGAAAAAAGGGGGUGCAACACAAUAUUGGGAAGGUGUUCCUAAUGUUUGGUAUACUCAGUGUAUGUGAUCAUAUACAAAUGUAAGCAAGGUUUGAAAUGAUUAUGUUUCAGUCAAAUAUUGUAUCUGUUUGGGCUUCUAGUGGUCAAUUUGGAGUCUACAAAUUGUUCCAACCCCCUGACCAUCCGCUCAAGAAAAAAAUCGGCCCGCGGCUGAAUCUAAUUGAUGAUCCCUGCCCUAUGGAGACGGACCAGAACGCAGACCUGGGUUCAAAUACUAUUUGAAAUUCUUCAAAUACUUUUAGCAUUUGCUUUAGCCUGCCUGGAGAGCUGGAUGGGUGGGGUUUGCACUUUUGCAAUUAUUCUAUUGGGAAGCUCAAUCAAGCCCAGCAAAAGUAUUUGAACCCAGGUCUCCUAGAAAUGACUUGUUAUUUACCCAUUGAUCCCCAACUCAAAUGAAACUCCUCUCUUUUUCCUGUAGCAUCUUGGUGGAUUAUGACUAACAACUAGCAGCAGACCACGGAACACCAUGUCUCCUGCCCCCAUGCACACAACACAACCACAAGACAGCAAAUGCAACAUUUCAUCCAAGUGUUUCAGUUCAAAACUACCGGACACGGAACACUGCGUUAAAACAGCAUCCUGCGGCAUCUUUCUUAUGUACCAACGACCAGAGACGUCAUGCCCAUAGGGGGCACAGGGGCACAUGCCCCCUCAGAUUUGUCCUGUUAAAAAAAAUAUAUAUAUAUAUAAUUUUCAUUCCUUUAUUUCACCUAGAAAUGUAAUGAAGUUGGCUUUAGCUAGCCCAGAUAGGUUCCCAGUCUCCCAACCUCAUAACUAGCCAUUUCAGGCUAUCAAUCAAGUUAGAGUAGCUAGCUUGUCUAACUAUCUUAGCUGGAAUGCCUGCUGGCAAGGUUGGUAGACUUUUAAAAAAACAUGCAAGCAGCACUGGUCAUUACCGUAAUGUGCUGUUUGUUUGAAAAAAGGGGCAAAGCAAAAGCAGCCAAAACAGUAGACAUGAAAGUGAUUCGCAAAAGCCAAUGGCAAUUUUUUUUAAAGCUAGAAUUGAUUAAGUCUUGAAUCAAAAGACACUAGUUUAGUCGUAGUGCAUUUCAACAGCGUGGAGAUAUUAUACAGUUACUGCAACGUGAUACAUGCUUUUUAAUGACUUGCUAUAUAUAACUUGCUUACUCUUCAGUACAAUUGAAGAGAACGUUUGGGGCUAGCAGUUUAAGAUGCAUGCAGACCAACGUUUCACAGAGUCUCUGAAAUUAGUCACUUUGCAUUCUCGCUGCAUAGCCUAAAGAUAAUUUAUUUCCUUAGAUAGGAACCAAACUGUGAUGUUGUGUUUUGAAUGCUGAAUUGUUCCUACUGUAGGGGGGGGGGGUAUUGAUGUUGCACUCCACUGCUUUCUUAUUCUAACAUAAGGGCAAUGUGAUGUUUUUAUAGUUAGGUUUUCUAGUGGUUAUGUUUAUGCCUUUUUAAAGUAGUUUAUCCCAGAUAAUUGACCUGUUUAAAGAAUGUACACUACCGUUCAAAAGUUAGACAUUGUUAAUGUUGUAAAUGGCUAUUGUAGCUGGAAACAGCUGAUUUUUUAUGGAAUAUCUACAUAGGCGUACAGAGGCCCAUUAUCAGCAACCAUCAGACCUGUGUUCCAAUGGCACGUUGUGUUUGCUAAUCCAAGUUUAUCAUUUUAAAAGGCUAAUUGAUCAUUAGAAAACCCUUUUCAACGUCAACAGUGAAGAGGCGACUCCGGGAUGCUGACCUUCUAGGCAGAGUUGCAAAGAAAAAGCCAUAUCUCAGACUGCCCAUCUUAAUCUUUUUUUUUGCCUCCCACUCCUCUUUCUAUUCUGGUUAGAGCCAGUUUGUGCUGUUCUGUGAAGGGAGUAGUACACGGCAUUGUACGAGUUCUUCAGUUUCUUGGCAAUUUCUCGCAUGGAAAAUCCUUCAUUUCUCAGUACAAGAAUAGACUGAUGAGUUUCAGAAGAAAGUUAUUUGUUUCUGGCCAUUUUGAGCCUGUAAUCGAACCCACAAUUGCUGAUGCUCCAGAUACUCAACUAGUCUCAAGAAGGCCAGUUUUUUUGCUUCUUUAAUCAGCACAACCGUUUUCAGCUGUGCCAUUAGAACACAGGACUGAUGGUUGCUGAUAAUGGGCCUCUGUACGCCUAUGUAGAUAUUCCAUUAAAUAUCAGCCAUUUCCAGCUACAAUAGCCAUUUCCAACAUUAACAAUGUCUACACUGUAUUUCUGAUCAAUUUGAUGUUAUUUUAAUGGACAAAAAAAUUGCUUUUCUUUCAAAAACCAAGGACAUUUCUAAGUGACCCCAAACGUUUGAAUGGUAGUGUAUGUAUCUACAUAGAUAUAUCAUAGAAAUACAUAUUCUCCCAAUUUUUCCAUAGUUGAAUUUAUUUCAUUUGUAAGAUACUAGUAAGAGAAUCAGGCAUAUUCAUGUGUAUAUGGAUAUGUUGUCAUUGUGCUUUUGUUGUUAAUUAAGUAUAUUUUUUAUGUAGGAAUUCAACAUAUUAACUAUAAUAAAAGUCAAUGGCCAGUCAGCCUACUCAACUGUUUUUAAUUUCUAGGUAUACAGGUACACUUAGAAAAAAAGGUUAUAUCUAGAACCUAAAAGUGUUCUUCAAAGUGUUCUCCCGUGAGGACAGCAGAAGAACCCUUUUGGAACCCUUUUUUCUAAUAAAAUAAAAUAAAAUAAAAUUGUAUUUGCCACAUGCGCCGAAUACAACAGGUGUAGACAUUACCGUGAAAUGCUUACUUACAGCCCUUAACCAACAAUGCAUUUCUUUCUUAAUAAAAAAGUAAAAUAAAACAACAACAACAACAAAAGUGUUGAUAAAAAAAGAGCAGAAGUAAAAUAAAAUAAGAGUAGGGAGGCUAAAUACAGGGGGGUACCGGUGCAGAGUCAAUAUGCGGGGGCACCGGCUAGUUGAGGUAGUUGAGGUAAUAUGUACAUGUGGGUUGAGUUAAAGUGACUAUGCAUAAAUAAUUAACAGAGUAGCAGCAGCGUACAAAAGUGUAUUGUCAAUAAAAGGUUAUUACUUCAAACCUUUUCUCUACUAAGUAUUUUAAUGUCCACUGUAGUUGAAAACGAUAACACAUUUAGAAACGUCCUUUCAUGAGCAUUUGGCAGGCUCGUGUUGAGCAAAGCACUUUCUUCCCAUGUUGUCAAGACUAUUCAUUUUAGCCUCAUGAAUAACUGUUUCUCAGAAACGGUGACAUGAUGGAAAGAGAAGCAACUCCCUUUGCAUAGAAAUGAAGAUGGCUGGGAAAGAGCUCGACAAAAGCCCCCGUCUCUCCUUGAAAGUAAAGUUAGUUUGAGUGUGUCGCUGUUGCAAUCAUUGUCAAGUACUUCACGCUCAGAUGCGAUGUGGUCAUUGUGUCGUAUGUAUGGUACAUGGAGAGAGGCUGGCGGAGAUUGAUUGAGGGCAAACCUGUAGGGCCGGUUUACUUCACACAGAUUAAGCAAAUUGAGCAUGUUCAAUGGAGAUUCUCCAUUCAAAGUGCUUUUUAGUCCAUGACUAGUGUCAGGGAUCUGUGUCAGGGAAACCGGCCCAAAGAGAUACAAUACUAAUAGGGACACGUUUCUGGGACACAGAUUAAGCCUGGUCUUGAACUAAAAAGCUAACUCAAUGGAGAAUCUCCAUUGAAAAUGCUUUUUAAAUCCAGGAUUAGGCUUAAUCUGUGUGCAGGAAACCGUCCUAUUGUUAAAUUAAUUAUAUACUUUGUAUCAUAUACUUUGUGUGUGUGUGUGUGUGUGUGUGUGUGUGUGUGUGUGUGUGUGUGUGUGUGUGUGUGUGUGUGUGUGUGUGUGUGUGUGUGUGUGUGUGUGUGUGUGUGUGUGUGUACCAGAAGUCUUCAAUGAUAGUGAAACAAGGAAAUAUUGGACAAGUGAGGACAUUUUCCCGGUCCCCACAAGGAAAAGGGCUAUUUUAGGCUUAUUGGUUAGGUUUAGGGUUAGGGUUACAAUUAGGGUUGGAAUUAGCUUUAGGGUUAAGGGUUAGAAUUAGGAGUUAGGUUUAGUUUUAGGGUUAGGGGUUAAGGUUAGGGUUAGGGUAGCCUCAUUGCAAACCAAAAAAGGGAAGCCUGGGGAAGUUCCAUGGCAGAAAUCAGCUAAAGAGGGGUCGGAACCCAGUGAAAAUCAGUGACACCUCACAGCACGUCAAACCAAUCAAAUGCCUUGCUUGGGCGGAGCUCCAAAGGUGCAUGCUCACCAGAUUAGUGUCAUAAGAGCAACACUGCGUGAGCACAAUUUAUUUUAACAAAACAAAAAAGCACUGGUGACAAAACAUUUUAGAACGUUUGCUGCAAGCUGGUUUUGACGGCAUUUCUCUGUUAUUUCGAGAUGCGCUGAAGCUGCAGCAAGAGGGGAGAAAUCGUCCACAAUGCCGGCCAUAUCAAUAUAUAUUUUUUUAAUGUUGACGUUUCUGAAGUGAUAUUUGGCUGUAAAGGCUAGCACGAGGGACAAGAAGUAGCUAGACACAAUGAGGUUCGUUUUGAGAAAAGUCAGCUAACCUUGUGAGCUACCUAGGUAUAACUAACUAGCUAGCAACUAGCUAGUUCAAUUUCUCUCACGAUUAUAAAGCCAACAAUAUGUUAAUUUAAACACCAUAUUAUUGACCUGAAAGGUUGACUAUGGUCAGUGAUACAUAGAGCAACUAUGUAGGCUACUGUCUAUCUAUAGGAACAACCAGGGCCAUAACUAUAUGAGGGCACCGAACUCUGUAAUUUUUUUCUAAUCAAAAUCAAAAGAUUUAUUACAUAUGUUUUACACAAUAAAGGAAAUAAAUUACGGAUCAACAUCUAAAUAUUGCUCCCAGCGUUGAUCAAAGCUCCAAACGCUUAUAUUCUUGAUCUGACUGAGUUCUAAUCACGCCUGCCUCUUUGCUAACGUGUGGAAUCAUGAAUAGUGGUUUGUUUGUUGUGUUAGCCUGCGUCCAUCGGAUUUGCCUCCCGGAUUUGCCUUUUUAGCAGCACAUUCACCACUCUCAAACGGCUAAUCCGCCACCUGGUAAAUAAUUGCUUAUAGAUACCUACAGUCAGUCAGGUGGGUAGUCUGCAGAGUCUUCUAUUGCGUAAUGUUCAAGGGCUCUGGCUAGUAUAACUUAGCCAGCUAGAAGGAUGAAGUAAGAAGCUAACAUUAAACAGAGCCUUCCUCAGCAGGAGCAAAAUAUAGGCUACUAAGUUCUCAUGACUUUGCUUUACAGAGAGUAGGUUACUGAGACAGACUGUGAUGUGGCGCUCAGUGGUGAGGCAGGCUGCAAUGCAUGCAGGAGAAGCAGAGGAGACAGAGAGAGGGGAAGCAAGGAGAGAGAGAGGUUAGUACAGUGGUUCUCAAACUUGGGGUUGGGCGUCAUGUGGGGUCUGUACUAUUCUUAUCAAACAAGUUAGGAACUUUAAAAAAAGAUAUGUUUCAAUAUGAACAUCACCUUCCCUACAGGCCUAGGCAUACAUAAAAAAAUCUGUUAAAAUGCAAACUAUACAGUUCUAAAAAUGUCAUAUGUUUUUGUUGAUAUCGGUGGUUGUUCAUUUUAUCUCAAACGCCCACUGGAGUUUAUAGUUUACCUAUUACCCACCUUUUUUUACCAAUACAUCACUGAUAUUAAUACAGAAUUGUAUGUAAUAUUCUAAUAAUUCAUGUGAAUGUGAUAAUACGAUCAUCUGUGUGCUCCAUUGAUAUCUGUUUGUGUGGAGCUUGAUUACUAAUGACUAGGAAUACAAAUGUGAACGCUACACUCUACAAAGAAAAGGUUCCUGGAGUAUCCUUUAGGGGUUCUUCAAAUUGAAACUGUGGGGGAACCCCUAUAAGUUUGUCGAAGAACCCUUAAAAAGGGUUCUUCAAAUAACCCCUUUUAAUGGAUCCUCAAAUAACCUUUUGGGGUGAAAUUUUGUAAUGCCCCCCCCCCCCCCCUAUUAUUAUUAUUAAUUAUAAUAUUAUUAUUAAUUAUAAUAUUAUUAUUAAUUAUAAUAUAUUUUUAUUAAUUAUAAUAAUAAUACACAUAACAAUAAUAACAAUAACACAAUAUUUUAGUUCUCAGUGUUUAUUAUGAUUUUUGUGGGGAAGCAGAAUUUAAUUUAAUUAAUUUAAAAUCCAAAUAUGAGGUAAACUCCCAGCAGAGCCCCAUGUCCAAUGGGUAUAUCCUCUGGCGUGUUGAUGUUAAUGUGUUGAUGUUCUCCAUAUCCAUAGCCAGAAUGAUUUUGCAGUGCAUGGUGAUUGAACAGGUUUCCUGUUAUAUUCAUCAGAGGUGUAGGGAGGGUGAAGUCUGUGAAUCCAAAAAAUAGUAAUUAUACAGAUGAUUAACAAAACAUGCACACGACAGAAUUCAUACCUUGGUUUAUGUGGUGAAUGUGAAUGUUUUGAUAAUAGUUUUCAUACACAUACCUUGUCCAUAAUGUAGAGGCCUAUGGGGUAUUCAUUGAAGAGGUAAGGGAGGAGGAUGGGAAAUGUGAUCAACAUAACAUACCAAUACGAAUUGACAUACCUUUGUAUGCCUCCUCGUCUGUAUACCUGCAGACACAGACACAAAAGUGAGCAGUUCAGUCAUUUGCAUCCAAUAAAGCUAGCCUUCAACAUAUUCUUAUAGCCUACAUAUUCGUAUCUCUUCUUUGAUUGAUAUCCAUUUAAUUGUGUCAAUUUUCUGUUUUAGAAAGAUUUGCACAAAUAUGAAAAGAUAGAUGUUAUCAUCAUAAAACAAUAUCAAUUUAGAUCAUACAAGGGACAAACCUUACCUUAAAUUGAGGAGAUCUUUACAUUUUUCAGUUAAGUGCCUGCACCUGCUGUCCUUUCAAAUCCAAAUGUUUCAGUUGGUCAGUUAGGUUCCUGCAAGAACCCCCACCAACUAAGGAGGUUCCUCGAUGAACCCCACCUCCUAUGGGGUUCUUGGAAUAACCUUUUGGGGGCCAUUUUCAGUGCCAAGAACCCUAAGGUUCUUCAAAGAACUUUGAGGAUCUUAGAAGAACCCUUGUUGAACCCCUAAUUUUUUGAGUGUAUGGCCGAAUUGAUGAUGCAUGCCAUAUGAUAAAAUUGAUUUACAUAGCUGAUAUACUGAGAGAGAGAGACGAUCAAAACUUCAUCACUUCAAAAUAUACAAAUAAGCUAACUCGUAUGUAAAGAUUAGACAUCUUAGUCUAAACAACAAUAGAUAAUUGAGUAGUAACCAGUAGGCUGUUAAUACUAAAGCAUCAUUUCAAGUGGGAAGAAAAACUCAAUACCAGCGGUGGCCAACAUUACUCGACUGAUCCCUGAUCUACUGGCAGAGCAGACUUCUAUUCCAGCCUAGCAAUCGCACAUUCAUUAGAUUUGCUAAAUUGGAUCAAGUGUGUUAUUGCUGGGCUGAAACAGAACCCUGCACAACCAGCAGACCUUCAGCAGUGUUGGCCUGCUCCAGUUGAUGUUUAACUGUAUUUUUGUAUAUAACAUUUGCUAACAUAGGUAGGCCUACACAUAUAGGAUAUACCCUUAGUCUCUUGGGACAUUCCUUGGGACCUCUCUCUUCAUCUCCAAACAGGCUUUCACAGCUUUCCGUAUCUGAGGACAGAAAACAUCCCAAAGAACCAGGCUUCAUUCAAAUUAGACAGCACUGAAUAUUAUGUUGCUUUUAUCCUUCUGUCCUCAAAGUUUAAAUAAAUAAAUCACGUUUUUAGCUAAUAUUGGCCUAAAUGUGCAUCUUUACAGAAAACAUGUUGUGACUGCAUUUUUUAAACAGAAAUAGCAGAGAUGUCCUUCAGAAUUAGCAACUUGGAUUAAAUAUGACGGUGGUUCCAUUUCCAUGCCUUGUAUAGCCUACUACUGAAUAUGGUGCAAAUGUAUGCUCAAUAUAUGUCACCUUCAUGUGAAGAAGCACAAUGAUUUUCGUACAAAUUCAUAAAAAAUGAAAAGCUGAAAUGUCUUCAGUCAAUAAGUAUUCAACCCCUUUGUUAUGGCAAACCUAAAUAAGUUCAGCAGUAAAAAUGUGCUUAACAAGUCACAUGAGUUGCAUGGACUCUGUGUGCAAUAAUAGGGUUUAACAUGAUUUUUGAAUGACUUCCUCAUCUCUGUAUCCCACACACAAUUAUCUGUAAGGUCCCUCAGUCGAGCAGUGAAUUUCGAACACAGAUUCAACCACAAACAUCAGGGAGGUUUUCCAAUGCCUCGCAAAGAAGGGCACCUAUUGGUAGAUGGGUCAAAAUAAAAGAAGCAGACAUUGAAUAUCCCUUUUAGCAUGGUGAAGUUAUUAGUUACACUUUGGAUGGUGUAUCAAUACACCCAGUCACUACAAAGAUACAGGCGUCCUUCCUAACUUAGUUGCCGGAGAGGAAGGAAACCGCUCAGGGAUUUCACCAUGAGGCCAAUUGUGACUUUAAAACAGUUACAGAGUUUAAUGGCUGUGAUAGGAGAAAACUGAGGAAGGAUCCACAACAUUGUAGUGGAAAGAAGGAAGCCUGUACAGAAUAUAAAAUAUUCCAAAACAUGCAUCCUGUUUGCAACAAGGCACUAAAGUAAAACUGCAAAAAAUGUGGCAAAGCAAUUCACUUUUUGUCCUGAAUACAAAGUGUUAUGUUUGAGGCAAAUCCAAUACAACACAUUACUGAGUACCACUCUCCAUAUUUUCAAGCAUAGUGGUGGCUGCAUCAUGUUAUGGGUAUGCUUGUAAUCGUUAUGCACUGGGUAGUUUCUCAGGAUAAAAAAGAAACGGAAUGGAGCUAAGCACAGGCAAAAUCAUGGAGGAAAACUUGGUUCAGUCUGCUUUCCAACAGACACUAGGAGACAAAUUCACCUUUCAGCAGGACAAUAACCUAAAACAGAAGGCCAAAUCUACACUGGAGUUGCUUACCAAGAAGACAUUGAAUGUUCCUGAGUGACCGAGUUACAGUUUUGACUUAAAUCUACUUGAAAAUCUAUGGCAAGACCUGAAAAUGGUUGUCUAGCAAUGAUCAACAAUCAAUUUGACAGAGCUUGAAGAAUUUUGAAAAGAAUAAUGGGCAAAUGUUGCACAAUCCAGGUGUGGAAAACUCUUAGAGACUUACCCAGAAAGACUCACAGCUGUAAUCGCUGCCAAAGGUGCUUCUACAAAGUAUUGACUCAAUAUAUUUCUGUAUUUAAUUUUCAAUCAAUUAAUAAAUGCAAACAUUUCUAAAAACAUAUUUUCACUUUGUCAUUAUGGGGUAUUGUGUAUAGAUGAGGUGAGAAAAAUAAAUAUAUUUAAUCCAUUUUGAAUUCAGGCUGUAACACAACAAAAUGUGGAAUAAGUCUAAGGCUAUGAAUACUUUCUGAAGGCACUGUAGUUAUAUGAUUUACUCUACAUACUGUAAUAGGUUAUUCCUCCACAUUCAUAAGAUGGAUUUCUGUACUUUAAAUGGAGACUGCAUUCAACAGACUUACAUUGUCAAUAAUUUGCACCACAUCAGUUGAAUUGGUCUGCUUGGAUUGUAUUUUUAAGUCAUAGCCAACCGUCGAGAUCACCUGUCAAGAGCAGCAUUUUGCAAACCAAUACAUUUAUUCAUACAACUCAUCAAGAUGAAUAAAACAAAAUGUGUAAUUGUUCUCUUUGAAUAUUUUUGGUUUGCAUUAGUUAUCCCUUUUCUAUUAAUAUUAAACUACACAUUUAUUCUGUUUCAUAUCUGGCCACAUAAUGGCACAUCCACAGAUGUAGCACACUGAAAACAGUUGCCUCGUGAUUGAAAUUUGGUUUGGAAAUGAACCUACUCCAGAAUCAUACAGUAUGCCAUUUGUAUGAAUAUGCAGUGGAUAGCAAGGACAUUAGAUGUAGAUGAGGGCCAGUCGUCUGUUAGCGCCUCCUGUUCCUCCCCGUCUCUUCCUGAGACGCAGCAUCCACACACACACACACACACACACACACACACAAGAUGCGGCCUGUGAAUAACAUUACCGUCUUGAGGAAAGAAUGGUCUUACUGUAUGUGUCACACUGUUGCCACAUUGACCAGGCUUUAAGAAAUCUGGUACCAUAUUCAUAAAGUGUCUCAGAGUAGGUAGCUGACUUAAGAUCAGUUUGACCUUUUAGAUCACAAUGAAUAACAUUACAAGACAGAGGGAAUACAACUUCAAAGGAAUACAAAAUGAAGAAAGGGAAGAACUAAGGUAAAGCAAAUAAAGUGAAGUAGAAAUAAAGACAGCUAUAAAAAGUGACAGGUGCAAACUUAAGUGUGAAUCCUAACUUCCACUUAAGUCAAACUUUUAACUUAGUCUUACACUGACAUCAAUGCAUGACUACAUUACAAUUUGACUUAUUAAGUGGAAGUUAAAGUAACUUCCCAGUGAAAAUCUCACUUUUAAAAGUUGUUGACUCGUCCUAUAAUCGUAUUUGUGGCCUAAGUAUAAAUUGGAGAAAAAACACUUAAAAAACCCCACCUCAAACCUGUAUCUCAAACAGACCGUUUAAAAAAUGAUUGCUAAUUACUCAUAGAACAAGAUGUCAUCUCUCUGAGGAGGAUGAGCUGGCCAAUUAGCGGUCUUCUUCCAUUACUAUUUUAAAGACUGGUAUACGCCCACACCAUUCUGUUGUUGGGGUAUGCCCACACCAUUCAACACAGAAAAGCUGCUUUUUACAUACUUAAUUACAAUUUUUUGAAGGAAAACUAUUUAACUCAUAUUGGAAGUAUUUAUAGGUCAUAUUUCAUAGAAAUCUGGAAACACUGGGCAGUUACUUUAAGAUUCACCACUAAAGGAUGGAUGACUCGCACCAGAAUCAGGAAGAACAGUCUGAAUAGGCCCUUCGCUAGUCUUUACUUUACUGACUUUAUUGUCCCCAUGGGGAAAUUUUGUUGCAGGAUCAUGUACAUGUUUAAAGUGCCGUUUAAAUACAGUAGAAAACAAAUUGACAAUACAACACUCAUAACAGUUACAUGGCAAUAAAAAGAGACUAGCCUGCUGGGUCUCUUGUCUUCGUGUCUUUCUACAAAAUUUUAGUAAUUUAGCAGACGCUCUUAUCCAGAGCGACUUACAGUUACUGAGUGCAUACAUUUUAUAUUUUUUCAUACUGGCCCCCCGUGGGAAUCGAACCCACAACCCUGGCGUUGCAAGCACCAUGCUCUACCAACUGAGCUACACGGGGCCCUAAAUAAUCUUCAUUUAAAUCUCAACGAUACACAGGGAUUUAUCUUAUUCUCUCUUCUUGCCUUUGAAUUACUAGAGGGAGUUCUGCUCUACAGAAAGUGCUCGGCAACAUAA